Molecule: messenger RNA, 5528 nt
Organism: Falco peregrinus (peregrine falcon)
Lineage: Eukaryota; Metazoa; Chordata; Aves; Falconiformes; Falconidae
Product: triggering receptor expressed on myeloid cells 2
Exons: 4
Coding region: 3386-4216 (276 amino acids)
Cellular component (GO): cell surface
Molecular function (GO): signaling receptor activity
Source: RefSeq, a predicted model, not a curated record
GUGCUGGAGGGAUAAAACUCUAACCUUGCCGUGACCAGGUUCAUUUGCCAGGUAACGGUUGGGGGAAAUGAGCACUGGGUUGUAAAAAUAAGCAGAACCAGCACCUACGUGAAGGUAAAUAGCUUGAGGGUCUAUUGCAACAUGAUGAUACGCUGGAUUGCAAACUUUGUAAACUGAGAUUGUGCUGGAUGAAUCUGAGCACCAGAAGGUCUUGUAGCUACGAAACAACAACAGUGCAUAUAAGUAAUAUGUACACAUUUUGAGACUUAAAGCAAAUUCCCUUAUAACCUAAAUUUAUCAGGCUGCUUAGGCAAGGAGUAAGAUGGCAAGAGGCUUUCAAACUAAAGCGAAAUGUUUAGCUUUAGAUCAAGAAACAGAGCGUGCAUGCUGGUGUUUGGGGGUAAGAGGCAAUGAGAGUGAUGACACUGCUGAGUGCGUGUAUAAGUAUCCUUUUAAGAAGUGCAGAGGGUUGUGGGAUGCAUUCAGUGCAGCUGCUGUGGAUUACGCUGGUGACGGUCUCCAGCACUGUAUCCUCUAGACAAUUAUUUCCAAGCUUGAGGGCUGAAUUUGCUCUCAGGGUCAUCCACAUCUUCAGCAUAUUUAUGCAGUCUUUGAGGCCUGUACAUUAAAAACCAGUAUGAGGCAGCAGCUACGGGCAUGGCUUCCCAUGUGUAGCUUGUGCAGACUGCCCCAUUCUUUCACGACCUCCGAAUCAAAGACCCUUACUUUGUUCAACAGCUUCUGGCUGGCCUGUUGUCUUGCUCCCUCUGUUCCCCAAGAACACACAAACCAGCUGCUUAAACCAAGGCAGUGUGGAACCAAGACAAGUAGGAAGAACCAAAAAUGGGUAUUUCUGGAGAAAGGAAAGAAGGGUACAACAUGUGGUGUUGCAUUAGAGGAGUGGACAGAGCACUGGGACAUUUUUGGACAAAAUGUGCCUUGCUAUGCUAGCUGCAAGGAUGAGCCCUGAGACAGACGUGAGGAAAGUCUGUACAGACAGUGGCACAGAGCAAGAAACUGGUAGGCUGUGUGAAGAAGUUGCAGGAAGUAUGACACACAUAACAGAGGAAGAAGUAUAAAGUUAGAGAGUUGGUCUCAGCAUCAGAUGAUAUAACAGAAGGGACACUAUUGUAGUUAAGAGUGGAUUAUUUACGGAUGUAAAUGUCCGAGUAAGUCAGACAUGCUUACUCAUGUCAAACAUAUAAAUACAUUUAUAGAUCUCUAGUGCAGCUCUGAUGCAGGUUGGCAAUUUCCAAGAGCUGCCCCAGAAACACUAGACUGGCUGGGACCUCAUCAAACCCUGCUAUCCUGAAUAAUCACACCAUAAACUACCAAACAUGUUUUUCCAGUGCACUUGGUCACCUUCAUUGUUAUGAGGCAUCUUUGCAUCUCUGCAGGAAUCACUAUCCGGCCAGUCUCAGAUGUAGCUCUGUUCCUUUGCAGCACUGUGUUGUACUUUUAGCAGCUCUUCCCAGCCUAUUCGCACGUGCAGGUGGUUCUUUGUAAACUCUUUGGGAGACCAGUACAAACCAGCAUGCCUACUUCCAGCACCUUUUUUUUUUUUUUUUGGCUACAACAUAGAAUCAUAGAAUCUUUUAGGUUUGAAAAGGCCUUUACAAUCAUCAAGUCUAACUGUUAACCCAGCACUACCAAGCCUACCACUAAACCGUGUCCCCAAGUGCCACAUCUACAUGCCUUUUAAAUACCCCCAGGGAUGGUGACUCCACCGCUUCCCUGAGCAGCCUGUUCCAAUGGCUGACAACCCUUUCGGUGAAGAAAUUUUUCCUAAUAUCCAGUCUAAACCUCCCCUGGCACAACCUGAGGCUGUUCCUCUCACCCUAUCGCUUGUUACUGGGGAGAAGAGACCGAGACCCACCUCGCUACAACCUCCUUUCAGGGAGCUGUAGAGAGCGAUAAGGUCUCCCCUGAGCCUCCUUUUCUCCAAGCUAAACAACCCCAGUUCCCUCAGCUGCUCCUCAUAAGACUUGUGCUCUACACCCUUCAUCAUAGGAUGCAGGCUUCUGUGGCUGCUUCUGAAGCCAUAGACCAGAAACGCGUGUGCAGUUUCAUGGGAGAGCUUACCAGAGCCUUGGAAAGUGAUACCAUUACUUCCAUCUCUCUGCUGGAAAUACUCCAAAUGACAUGCCUGCCACCUUCAUUUAGCAGUCAUGUGGCCACCAAUAUGAAAUGAGUUUGCUGGGGCUCAGCUCAGUUUCUCCAAAAGACCAGAGACCCUGGCACUUUAUUUAGCUGCGCCAAGCUCUGCAAACAAGUGGCAAAUUAAAAAGGCCUGAACCACUCCUUAUUCACAAGCCGGUCGCAUCCAGUAGGUUUCUCUUCCUAUGGCUGCAGCAGGGAAGCUGAUGUGUUCUUUGAAAUUUUCAGACUUGACAUGUUUCGCUUGAAAUGACAGAGAGAAAACAAAAAUGGUUCAUUCAGCUCAAGAUUCCCCUAACUAUUUACUAUUCAUUCAGUAAGUUACACUGGGUCAAACAGUGGAAGAGUAAUAGUAUAACACAAUUGAGUGGAAGAGAGACACUUUCAGGGAGGCAGUUGCUUCUGAUCAAAGAGAAUUCAAAUUUGUGCUCACUGGAGCAAGAAUGAACAAAACCUGCAAUCAGUAAGCCUCACACAGAAUUUUUGGAUACUGUAAGGUACCAUUUUCUUAAACACUAAUUACAGGAAAGAAAAAGAAGGCACAUUUAUGAAUGGUUAGACCUGCAGGUUUAUCCACCUGUUAAGAAGCAGAUAAGCACACAAGUUAAGAAGCCGGGGUCUAUUUGUACUUGCCUGGAAGGCUCUGGGUAAAUAAAUUCAAAAAAGAAAAAACAGCAACCCAUCCACAGCCUGCCAGUUUGCUAAUGCUGCAGUCCUAAACUGCUAUUGAACUGAUGAGGAACUACUGCAUCAGUAUGGCACUGAUCGGCUCUAAAUCAGUGCCCCCAUCCCUUGAUUUUAUGUCCUUUCUGCUAGGUACCAAAUAAAGAUGUCUUUUUUUCUCAUUUAAAGCACCUCACCGCUUCACUCAACACAGUGCUCUUGUCUUCCUGACUUCACGGACGGGAACGCUUCAUGCAGAGGCUCUUCUAAAUCUUCUUUCCCCUGAAAAUAGCCCACAGGAUUAUGUCCUUACGCUCCUUUCACCCUCGUGAUGCUGACUGAGCUACCUGCAGAGUCUUAAUGAGAGCCGCCCUCUCCCUUUUGGCUUUCCAAAAAUUCACCCCCUGCGAAGCCUGCUCUGGUGGACAGGCACCAUAGCUGAGCUGAGAGGACUCCAGUACCACGGCUUCAGGCCAUCACAUGAUGCUCUCUUUCAGGCUGUCUAGACUAAAUUGUUGCUGUGAGUGGGCAAUGCUGAUGCCUGAAUUUUCAGCCCACGAGAGAAAUGCCUGUCCCUGGCGAAUUGCUCAAUAUGCAGGACAAAAAAGAUGCCAAGUUCCUGUGCUCAUUCCUUCCGGCAGAGCAAGGAGGGGGGGGAAAGCAAGCUGCUCUUGGGCAAGAGCUCUUUUUACUUUUCUCCAGACUCCUCUCUUGUCCCUUUCUCUGCUCAACUGACAUGGAGAAGCUCAUGCACCUCAUCUUCAUGGUCUUCUUGUCAGCAUCAUGUGCUGUAGAGAACGUCACUGUGGUGUACGGAAUGGAGGGGGGCACCAUUUCUGUCAACUGCACCUAUAACCCCUGGCAGCAACGGUGGAGAGAAAAGAGCUGGUGCAAGAUGAUCGAUGAGACCGAGUGCCAACAUGUGGUGAGUGCCCGACGCUUCUGGCUGCCAUUCCUAAAGAACAGGAAUGGCAACACCUCCAUCAGUGACAAUGUCCGUGAAGGGGUCCUGACGGUGACCAUGAAGCGACUCAAGAAGCAGGAUGCUGGGUUGUACCAGUGCAAAACUGAGUACCUGGGGGAAACAAACAGCUUAAGGAAGGUCCAAGUGGAAGUGUUGACAGCUGUCCCGGAGACCCAAAUGCCAGAGGAGCCUCGUGCUGUGCAGAGCAUCUCUGGCGUCCCUCCUGAAGCUGAUUUCACUGUCCUCUAUAUCAUUGUGGGAUUCCUGGUUACUAAGUUCAUGGUGGCCGUGCUGAUCUUUAUCAUUGGCAACAGUAGGAAGAACGGAGAAACCGAGCAGAAGAACCCACGCUUGAAUGAGCAGCAGGUCCUCCCUUUCACCGGUCACUUUGCACAUGAUGGAAUCAGCCCCUCCUGGGAGAGCACUGCUUAGAGCCAAACCAAAGGGAAUCCACAGAGAAAUGAACAUCAAGCAUUUGUGGGCAAAGCUUUGCCAGCUGCCAUAAGAAAAGGAUCACCUAUUAAACACAGGUAUCGAUUAACCUGUCACUCCAGAGAAGGAAUGUUACCAUCUACAGCUUCUUCUCAUUGGCACUGACCGACUUUUUCCAACACAACUGAACUGAAAAGAUGCUGCCAGUAACACCUGAACCUAAUGGAAGAGGAUGGGAUCGAUGGCCAGAGGGAAAGGAGGAAUAUGAAGUCUUUCUGUCAAGAGAUCCAGCACAAACUUAUCUCUGUGCAGAGAUGCUUCCCUAGGCAUGGUACAGGUGAGAGCUCUGCUCAGUUUCCCCCUAGCUCGUUGCUAGGCCACAAAAAACUUUGCUGCUCUAUACAGCUACUGGCAAAUGCCUUGUUAUAAAAAAAAACUACCGAUAAAAUGGUGGACAUAAAUAGAAGUUCAGGUAACACAUUUCAACAACCAUGUGUUGAGCAACUUACAAACACAUCCGCAUAAUGUAAAAAAGACAGGGUUCUGUCUCAAAUCUCCAAGAAACUUCUGAUUCAUUGAAGAUCAGUGUUAAAGAACUAAUAGCUUUUUCCAAGGUGUCCUACACAUCGCUACAAAACACUCAAAUGCUUCCCUCAAAAGCAUGAGAUCAGAACUAGACGGUUUGUAUUGAAAGCUAAUAUUAUUGGUCUAGAAAUCAGCUUUUUAACUGAGAUUCUGCUGUCAAAAGUCUGAAGUUUCUGACAGGUUUUUGGCAAUGCAGUGCUCUGCUAUCGUCUCCGGACACUGCCAGUAGCUGCAUCAUAUCACCAGGCAGAGUUAUUCCAGAUACUCAUCCCCGUAUCGUUCCACCAGGCUCUGAACUGAGACACAUCAACUUCGUGUCAUCUCAGAGCAGUGCCAGGUGAGAGAUUCUGUCUUUCCAAUGUAAUGAAGACUAGCUCCUAAAAACUGCCUUGGACAGGGCGGAUCUUCAGUGAACAGCCACUGUGGGAAGGCAUAAGGAAUUGCAGAACAUAACAGAAAGGGAUGUGAAGUCUACAUGCAGCUGUGAGCCUGCUUCCUCAUAUCUCAAAUGACUUUGCAACAAAGAACGAAUGUUUUCUCUGUAUUUCUCCCUGUAUUUUUUUCCACUCUCUCCAGGGGAUGUUACCAACAUGUGAUCAUUGCUCAGCACUCCCCGAAGUAAAAAGCUGCUUUUAGCUCUCCCAGGAAGACCCCAAAUCCAAGGGCAUUGACACUUCUUUCCCCAGCACCGCCUGCAAAGCUAAAUAAAAUCAAACUGGUUAUCUGA